CAAAGGACAACCAUUUGCUAAGAUAUUCACAGGUUUUUUCGAACUAGAUGAUUUGCAUUUUUGGCAAAAUGCAUGGUUGAACAAAAAAUUACAUAAUGGUGGUGCUUUCCAUAAGAAAGAAAUGGCUCAAUAUAAAAGAAGCUAUGUACAUUUUCUGUUAAGUGAGAUUGUUUAGGCUACUUGUGGUAACUUUUAACAUGAGCAAAAUGGAGCAGUUGCAACAGAAACAACUUAUUAAGAUAUUUUCUACAAUGUUGUUAAAGUAACCUUAUAUUUAAACAAUAUUGAAAUUCAAUCGGUUUAUUUAAAUUAGUGCUCAUUAACUGAUUGAUUGAACUGCAUCGUAAAACGACUCUUUUUAACUGUACUUGAUCUCCACCUAGUGGUACAAAGUGGUACACAGUCACAAUGCAGUAAAACCACACCGUCAUCUCUAAACUGUACGAGUUACUGCUUUAUUUUAAACAUGCAACCACUCGAUCAAAAACAAUUAGUGUCACGCUGUGCCUUAAUCUAUGAGCCCCAUAGCCCCUAUGCUGUUUCAGAUAUAACGGGACUGCAUGUUUUGCUUUCUGAUUGGUUUUACUGAGAUAAUAACUUUUACUAUGCCCAGUUAAGGCAACCUGUCGCUGGACACCGCAACACUGAUUCUACAAAGUACGACAUUUAGCAGCUGCAGCCGUGUAGUUGUCCGACUGUAUCCAGCGAUUGCGUUUGUAAACAGGAAGUCUCUGGCGAAUUCUGUGAAUCAAAAGUGAAAGUGCAUUAAAAGCAAAACAACUCAGAAGAGAAGAGAAAUGGCGGAGGCAGACAUUUCCAUGAACAUGGAGCAUGUCUGCUGUGCGAUCUGUUUGGACAUGCUUCAUGACCCUGUUACUAUCCCCUGUGGACAUAGUUAUUGCGUCAACUGCAUCACACAUUUUUGGGAUCAGGAUGAUCGACGGAGAUCGUGUUGUCCGCAGUGCAGGCGCAGUUUCGACGUAAGGCCCGAGCUCAAUCGAAACACUAUUCUUGCUGGGCUGGUGGAGAAACUUUGGAAAAGUGGAAAUUGUCCGCCGAAAAGUCCCCCCCCGUCCGACAGCGUUGGGUGCGACGCGUGCAGGGGCAACAUACUGCCGGCUGUCAAAUCUUGCUUGGUGUGUCUGGCCUCGUAUUGUGAGCUUCACGUUCAGCCCCACUUUGAAUCCCCUGCUUUUAAGAAGCACAAACUGGUUGCGCCCUGCAAGAGACUGCAGGAGAAGAUAUGCUCUGUUCAUGACCGACUCUAUGAAUUUUACUGCCGUACCGACCAGGCUUGUGUUUGCUAUUUGUGUACAAUGGGAGAACACGAAGGCCAUGAUAUUUUGACGGCUGAGAAUGCACGAGCUGAAAAGGGGGAAGAGCUCAGAAGUCUGGGAAGGACAUUGAACCAGGGGAUCCAGCAGAGAGAGAAGGUGAGCCAAGACUUGAAAAAGACAGUAAAGAACAUCAAGUGCUCUGCACAGGAAGCCUCUGGAGAGGUUGAGCGGACGUCAACCGAGCUUCUCGCCUCAAUCAAGAGAAGGCACUCAGAGGUGAUGGAGUUUCUCAAAGCACAGGAGAAGACUGAGCUAAGAGGAGCAGAAGGUCUCCUGGAGCGAGUUGAGAUGGAGAUAGCUGAUCUCAGAAAGACAGCUGCAGACCUGGAGAAGACCUUAGAGACUAACGAUCACAUUGACUUUCUUCAGAGUUACCUCUUUUUGAAUCAUCCAUCUGUCCCUCAAGCGUUUGAUGUCCCUAUCCCUAAUCAUAAAGCCACAUUUAAGAAGGUCAUAAAGUUUGUCUCGAAGCUUCAGAAGAUCCUGGAGAACAUCUGUGGCACACAUAUGAGCAACAUCUUAGAAACAGAAACAAAUAUACCAGAAACACCACUCAGUGUCAUUCCAGAACCCAAGACGAGGAAAGAUUUUUUGCACUAUUCCUGUUACCUUACAUUGGAUUCUGCACCUGGCCACCCCAACCUGUGUGUGUGCGAGGGCGGCAGGGCUGUGGAAUGGGUCGCUGGUGCUUCCUCAGGGAGCGUGUGGCCUCAGAUGAAUUGCAGGGAAGGUCUGACAGGGCGCUGCUACUGGGAGGCCCAGUGGAGUGGCUCUGGGAUUUGCACAGUAGGCCUGACUGAAGGGCGUGAGAGCAGAGGACUGGCUGUAAAGAGUGGCUUUGGAAGAGACACUCUCUCCUGGGGGCUGGACUGCUUCCAGCUAUCUUGUGUGUUUCGUCAUGGCAAUGAUAAUGUCACCGUGGUGACCCCAAGGGCAGCCAACACAGUAGGAGUCUAUCUGGACCACAGGGCAGGGAUAUUGUCCUUCUACAGCGUCUCAGACAAGAUGACCCUGCUACACAGAGCCCAUGCCUGCUUCACCCAGCCCCUCUACCCUGGUUUUGGCUUCUGGGCAAAUGCAUGGCAGAUAGGCACAGAUUCAGUUUUAUUUGGCAGAUCUGCCCUUACCUCUGAAAAAGGGCACAUGUCUGUUAAACUACUAAACCUGUGAUGGCCUUUUUCUUUCAAGAUUUAAUCAGGAUUCUUAUUGGUUGGGACAUAAAAAUAUAUUUACAUGCAUACGUGGUUUUAACUAAGCAAAUGGCCUGCUAAUAAAUCCUGUACAGGUAUGACAUUCAUCUAAAAAUAUUCUAAAAUUAAUGCAUUAUCACUAUUUAUUCUUAAAAGUGAUUCAGAAUCCUUUUUUUUUUUAUCUGUGGAUUUUAAAUCUGUGAUAUUACAAAGCGAAAUUGCACCCACAGAUUGCUUGAUAAUGAACGAUGUUAAGAUGAUUCUGAGGUCAAAUAAAUUAAUCAAAUUUC
Molecule: messenger RNA, 2817 nt
Organism: Electrophorus electricus (electric eel)
Lineage: Eukaryota; Metazoa; Chordata; Actinopteri; Gymnotiformes; Gymnotidae
Product: E3 ubiquitin/ISG15 ligase TRIM25-like
Molecular function (GO): protein binding; zinc ion binding
Source: RefSeq, a predicted model, not a curated record